This is a messenger RNA of Vairimorpha ceranae, 276 nucleotides long. RefSeq lists its product as hypothetical. The transcript has a single exon. The record is from RefSeq and is a predicted model, not a curated record. NCBI's taxonomy places the organism in Eukaryota, Fungi, Microsporidia, Nosematidae. Bases 1 to 276 code for a protein of 91 amino acids.
AUGUCAAAAAAAGUUAGAGCUGGCAAUAAAAGAGCAGAAUUUGAUAGACUUGUUGGCAAGGAAAAGAAAUGCAACGAUGAAUCUAAAGUGAAGAAUAAUCAAAAAGUUUUACCUAAUAAUAUUACACUUAUUCAGUCUCAGCCGAAGUUGCCAAGACCUGGCAAAUCUAAUGUAGGGGGGAAGCCCGCAUUAGAUUUAGCUAGGUAUUUUAUUCGGAAUGAAGUAAAAGUAGAAAAUAUUAGAGAAAGGGGGAACAAUUUUAUUGAAAUAGAUUGA